Molecule: messenger RNA, 1699 nt
Organism: Dimorphilus gyrociliatus
Lineage: Eukaryota; Metazoa; Annelida; Polychaeta; Dinophilidae
Source: the annotation of a GenBank genome assembly
AUUAGCGUUUUUUGUCGCCUUUUUAUUCGCUGGGGAGGAACUGGACUGAUCAAAAAAGGCAGGUUGAACGUUCUGUUUUCAAAAUGAAACGUAAAUUAUCAAUUGAUAACAAAGAAAACGAAAUGAGCAACGGCAACGACGAAAUAAUCAUGAAUGAUGUAGAGGCUGUAGAGGACGACAAUGAUGGCUUGGAUAAAUUAGCUACUCGAAAGAGAAAGCUUCAAGAACAACUACGGAAUCACGAAGCAACUUUAAUCUUACUGAAGAAGAUCAGGAGCUCUCAAAUAGCACCGCAAUUAUCGCAAAACAAUGCCAGUCGAAAGGUAACUUCUACAAACUCUUCUACACCUUCGAAUGUUUCCGUUGUCAAGAGGGAAGUUAAGCAGAACAAAGUUACCACGCCACCAGUUCAGAGAACUCAGAAAUUUGAGGUUAGCGAACAAAAUCGUACUGCUGCUAAAUUAGCUCUACGAAAGGAAUUGGAAAAGACCUUAUUACAAAUUCCUCCACCAAAACCUCCACCCCCUGAGAUGAAUUUUAUGCCCUCUUUGUCUAGUACCGAUUUUGGCAUGUUAAUGGGAUUGGAGGAAGUUGUCAAAUUCAUACAGGAGAUAAGUAAUAAGAAACCGGACGUCAAGUACGUUUUCAAUCCAUUUACUUGUGUACAAUGUGGAACUGAUUACACUCCUGUCUGGAAACGAGACAAGCCGGGAUCGAAGUCGGUUAUUUGUGAACAAUGCGUGACUAGCAAUCAGAAAAAAGCGCUAAAACAAGAACAUACUAAUCGUCUCAAGGGUGCUUUCGUGAAGGCUCUACAACGCGAGAAGGAAAUAGAGCAAAAAUUGGCUCAAGGAAAUCUUAAAGAUCCAAUUAUAGCCUCGGUUGUCACUCCACCGUCGUCUACAAGCUCUAGACAUUCACAUAGUGAAAAAACGUCAAGCAGCAGAGAUAAAAGUCAUAGCUCUUCAUCCUCUUCCGCCGCUGCUGCUUCGUCUUCUUCUUCAUCGAGUCAUUCGGCUGCUGUUCAAGCCCAAGUGCAGGCCGCUAUUAAUUUCCAAACAAUGCAGCAACAAGCCGUUGCAGCUUUGGCCAAUCUAAAAAUGACACCAGAUCAAAUUCGUCAGCAUCAAGCUUUGCUUGUCCAAACGCAACAAGCUCAACUUAGGAUUCUUCAACAGCAACAAAGCUUGCUACAAAAUCCAAAGCAUCUGGCAGCGUCUCUGGGUACUAACUAUUCGCCGCAGCAGAUAGCAAAGAUGGCUGAUCUUCAAAGGCAGUUUCUAAUGGAUAUGAUUCCAGGUUUGUCUGGAAAUCAAGCCGCUCUAUGGAAAAAGUGACAUUCUUCAUUUCCAUUAGGUAGAUUUGAUUUGGUUUGGUUUUUGUUAGUAUUUAAUGGCUCUAUUUAUGAUAAUUUUAAAAUCGCUGGUCCAGAGUCAAUUAAUAUAAUAUGGAUAUCUAUGCUUUUGUGUAUAAUAGUUAGUUAAAAAAAAAGAAACAAGUGCUUUAUUGUGUUGUAUACAUCAUUUAAUAAAUUGCAUACAUUAUUCCCAUUAAAAACUGGAAAGCAGAUUGAGAAUUUAGAAAGGAAAUGACAAAAUAUUUUUGCGCGCAGGAUCAUUUAUUAUGUCUUUUUGCUAGUCUAACCCGACCUAUUUUUUACUCUAAUUAAUCCUUUAAUAUAUAUAUAUAUAUAUAUAUU